This is a messenger RNA of Fusarium poae, 228 nucleotides long. RefSeq lists its product as uncharacterized. Bases 1 to 228 code for a protein of 75 amino acids. Lineage: Eukaryota; Fungi; Ascomycota; Sordariomycetes; Hypocreales; Nectriaceae. The transcript has a single exon. The record is from RefSeq and is a predicted model, not a curated record.
AUGGCCGACAAACCACCCUCCGACAUCCCCAGAGCCUCAGACGACUUGCCUUUUCCCUUCAAUACUGGCUACUACGUCGCUGUCGAGAAUAUCGAUCAACAAAUCGACACGCGAAUCUACGACCUGUAUAACUCGAAUGACCCAGCCGACAGAGCCAGAAUCCAUAUCAACUUUGAAGUCAACUCUCGUUGGGAAACGAACGUGCGGCGUGUGCUUGGUAGCUCUUAG